This is a messenger RNA of Sinocyclocheilus anshuiensis, 1889 nucleotides long. RefSeq names its product WD repeat-containing protein 76-like. The coding region runs from base 99 to 1745 and encodes 548 amino acids. Gene Ontology annotation, cellular component: nucleus. Gene Ontology annotation, biological process: regulation of DNA damage checkpoint. The transcript is spliced from 15 exons. The record is from RefSeq and is a predicted model, not a curated record. Gene Ontology annotation, molecular function: DNA binding; protein binding. Lineage: Eukaryota; Metazoa; Chordata; Actinopteri; Cypriniformes; Cyprinidae.
ACGGGCGGGGACAGUUACAAAACGGAUCAGUAACGCGGGAGUUUUCAUAACAGCUUGUUUUCAAAGGAAGUGUGUUGAAUAACCUCACCUGCAUAGACAUGGAUGAAAAUAAAAUUGAUUUAAGUUUAAAGACGAUGCAACUAUUACAGGAGAGGACACCACCUCAGGAUCCAGGAAUGGACGGGCCCGUGCGUCGGACGUCCCGGCGAAUCAGAGAGAAACAAAACCAAGAAAAGAACCAAAUUUUAUCCCCAAAAUGUCUGACAUUUACUUCUGAGAAAAAUGACAGUGAGGAAGAAGAAGAUAUUGAAGAGGCAGAAGUAAAGGAUGAUAAGGAAUCUCUUCCAGGUUACCGUGAGGGUUUGUCUGAAUAUGAGCUAGAGCGACUGGAGAAUAUCAGACAGAACCAGGCCUUCCUCAAUACCCUGAAUUUACCUCAGAUUUCUGAAGCUCUGAGACCCAAGCCGAAACCUACUCAGAAAGGCCUGAAAAGGGAAAAGACAGAAUCAGAGAUGCUCCCUGUUCGCAAGUCACUGCGGUUACAGAAUAAGGGUCCUCAGACAACCCUUACUCUAGACACAACCUCUUAUGCAGCCAGAGAGCCUGAAGAAAAAACAAAAAAAGCCCCAGGACCGAUACCACUCGAUCCAAUCAACCUGGAUGAACAUGUCAGGCUGCCAGAAGAUUUGGUAAAACUCUGGAAUGAGGCCCCAUUAAAACAAGAAGCAGGAACAUCAGAUUUGAUAUCGUACCAACAAAUGCUGCAGAAAUUAUCUAUCAAUGACAGUUGUGUGGUGAAAGUUGUGAAAGAUCGGAUCUGUUCAGCCGCUUUUCACCCCACCUCUUCCGACUUGCUUAUGGCAGCAGGAGACAAGUCGGGCCACCUCGGGCUCUGGAAGCCGGAUGCUAGUUGGGGUGAUGAUGGUGUAAUCUACUUUGAACCCCAUUCUCGUGCAAUUACCAGCAUGGCCUUCUCAUCUCGCCCUUGCAACCUCAUCACAGUGAGCUAUGAUGGCUCUGUACGCAGCAUGGACCUGGAGAAAGCAGUGUUUGAUGAGGUGUAUCACUCAUCCUCUGGCCUGAAAAGUUUUGACUUUUUGUCAGCUGACUGCUCCAGUUUACUACUUGGUGAAUGGAAUGGUGAUGUUGCCGUCGUUGACCGUAGAACUGAGAAAAUAUAUGAAUCUCUGUAUACCAUGGCUGCAAAUCCUCUGCGCUGUGUUCAUGUCCAUCCUGUGCAACAGCACUACUUUGUAGUGGCAGAGAGCAGAUUUGUGAACAUAUAUGACUUGCGCCAUCUGAAAAGAAGAAACAAUCUAGCAGUUGGUGAACUCAACGGUCACAGCCGCAGUGUCUCCAGUGCCUUUUUCUCCCCACUCACAGGCAACAGAGUUCUGACCACUUGUAUGGACAACACGAUCAGGGUGUUUGACACUUCCCUAAUGGAGGGCAGAUCUCCUGUACUAAAAUCAAUUACGCACAACAUGCAGACGGGUCGGUGGUUGUCCAAGCUAAGUGCAGUGUGGGACCCCAAGCAGCAGGACUGUUUUGUGAUUGGCAGCGUGGACAGGCCUCGCCGAAUUCAGGUAUAUCACGAGAGCGGUCGCCGCCUUCACACUUUUCGAAACAUGGACCACCUGACCACAGUGUGCUCCAUCACGGCAUUCCACCCAAGCAGGAACACUCUGCUUGGAGGCAAUUCAAGUGGGAGGCUGCACAUAUUUACUGACAGUUUCAUCAACUAAAAAAUAUCAAAUUCUUUAUCUGUUUGUUGAUUUGAUUUGUUGGUUUUCUGCUUCCCUCUUUUUUCCCUUUUUUGUACACACAACAGCAUUUGCUUGUAUGGUUGUUUUAUAUAAAAUAUGCUGUUUGUUUUUGUUCCUGUAACA